ACAAGCUCGAAGCUUCGCGACUGUCAGUACGUAUCAAUCGUCCGUACUGCGAUAAUGGAGAAACUGCCCCAUUAUCCUGAUACCCGCAACGAUCCUGAGCCAUAUAAUCAGAAUUACAAAGAUGAUCUUCGAGCCAGUUUGCAGAUGAAUGCCUGGAUCAUGGGGGUGAUCGGCACGUGGCCGCUGAAACAUUCCGGGAUCGUAACGCUGUGGUACAGAGUGCUGAACGUAAUCUGCUACAUGCUGCUGGCUUUCCUCCUAAUCCCCAGCAGCACUUUCAUCGUCCUGGAGAUCAAGGACUUCUACAACCAAUUAAAGCUCGGUAGCGCUCUGUCCUUCUUCUUGAUGGCCGUUAUGAAGUAUUGUGCCUUGCUUCUGCGCGAGGACGACAUACGCAGAUGCGUUGAUUACAUCGAGAAUGACUGGAGGAAUGUAAAAUAUACGGAGGAAAGGAGAAUCAUGCUGGAGAACGCAAACUUCGGCCGUCGGCUGGUGAUCGCCUGCGGUUUCUUCAUGUAUGGCGGCGUCUUGUUGUACUUCAUAGCGAUACCACUUAGUCGCGCGAAAAUUGUCGAAGAAGACGGCAACCUCACCUAUCGUAGGCUGCCGUUUCCAGUGCCCAGCGCGAUCCUCGAUUCCCGUCGUAGUCCCAUCAACGAGAUCAUUUAUGUCAUUCAGAUGUGUGGCGGCUUUGUCGCCCACAACAUCACGGUGGCGGCGUGCGGCUUGGCAGCCCUUCUCGUGAUGCAUGCUUGCGGACAGCUGCAGGUGCUCAUGUCCUGGCUAGAUCAUCUAGUUGACGGCCGAGAAGGCGUCAACGAUACCGCGGACGAGAGACUGGCGAUGAUAAUACAAUUACAUGUGCGCAUCUUGAACUUCAUUUCGUUAACCGAGGAAUUGUUGCACGAGAUAUCUCUGAUCGAAGUUGUGGGGUGUACUUUGAAUAUAUGUUUUCUCGGAUAUCAUUUGAUGGUGGAAUGGGAUUUUCAGCAACCUGUCAGCGGCUUAACAUAUUUGAUACUCCUCAUUUCAUUAACAUUCAACAUAUUCAUAUUUUGUUACAUAGGCGAACUUUUAACGGAACAGACUGUGAAAGUACGUGAGAGCUCGUACAUGAUCGAGUGGCACCGACUUCCGAAAAAGACGAGUCUUGCCGUUAUCUUAAUAUUAUGUAUGUCCAACGCGACCACCAGGCUCACUGCUGGAAAUAUAAUAGAACUAUCCAUCGGCAGCUUCGGUGACGUUAUCAAAUCAUCUGUCGCUUAUUUGAACAUGCUACGAACAUUUACUACUUGAGAAAGUACGAAUUAUAGUAGUAUUCAUCGAAUGACAUUAAAUCUUUCACGAAACAGCAGUAAACUUUAUACAAGUACGUUUAUUCAACAAAUCUUAAUAAAUGCGCCCCGAAUAAAAAAGUCUAAGUACAAUUGUUUCAUUUAUUACCUGGUACUAUUUGAAGAAUAUACAUAUGUCUUCUCAGAUAGUAUCUGGACAGUAUUACUGGACAUGCAUUUUUAUUACUUCAUACAUUGAACCACUGAUGCUCUCUUCAAUACAAAGAAACGAGUCAAAAUACUUCUCAGUGUAUCUUUAUAAAAAUAUCUUUCGUUCAAAUGGUACUAGAAAACAAUUUUACUCCAUUAUAAAGUAUUUUUAUCCAAUUUAGAAAACGUCGUAAGAUGAAACAAAGCUUUUCUCUUUCGCUUUCAUUUACAAAUAUAUUGUAAUAUCUUCAUUCCUAUACUCGUAUAAAUAUUAUGUAAUCUACAUGUAUAUAUACGAAUGCAAAAUUGUAUUCCUCAUGUAAUAUCGUAUAAUACUUUACGCAACAAAGAAACAUUCGCGACCCGUUCCGAUAAGCCGCGAAAAAUAACUCCGCGAAGAAUGUAAAUCUUUCCGUUCAUAAUUCAUGAACAGACAGGUGCAGUGCCACAUAAG
This is a messenger RNA of Vollenhovia emeryi, 1938 nucleotides long. RefSeq names its product odorant receptor 63a-like. Gene Ontology annotation, biological process: sensory perception of smell; detection of chemical stimulus involved in sensory perception of smell. The transcript is spliced from 5 exons. NCBI's taxonomy places the organism in Eukaryota, Metazoa, Arthropoda, Insecta, Hymenoptera, Formicidae. The record is from RefSeq and is a predicted model, not a curated record. The coding region runs from base 55 to 1296 and encodes 413 amino acids. Gene Ontology annotation, cellular component: plasma membrane. Gene Ontology annotation, molecular function: odorant binding; olfactory receptor activity.